AUGGCGGAGGCCUACGAGAACAGCUCCCAGCCCGUGCAGGAGGCCGCAAAGAAUGGGACCGACCCCGAGAAGGCCCUCGACGCGCUGGAGGUGCUACGGCGCUGGGGCUCGAUCGCCAAGGACACGGAGAUCAUGGUGCGCGCGACGCGGUGCUUCAAGGUGAAGCUGGCCGAGGGCGACGUGGAGCAGGUGCGCUGGAUCUGGGCAGUCAACUACCACCCCGAGCUCAAGCUCGCGCUGUCCACCCUCAGGGACAACGGCGGGCUCAAGGCGGCAGGAAUCCUCCUGGGCCACGACUACGGUCAAAGGUCCAAGGUGGCAAAGCAGAUAGAGGAGCUCGCCUUCCGAAAAAACGACACGCAGAAGUCGAAGGGCGCCAAGAAGCCCAAGAAGAA
Prorocentrum cordatum is the source of this 395-nucleotide messenger RNA. The record is from the annotation of a GenBank genome assembly. NCBI's taxonomy places the organism in Eukaryota, Dinophyceae, Prorocentrales, Prorocentraceae.